Messenger RNA from Kwoniella shivajii, 1182 nucleotides. RefSeq lists its product as uncharacterized. NCBI's taxonomy places the organism in Eukaryota, Fungi, Basidiomycota, Tremellomycetes, Tremellales, Cryptococcaceae. The record is from RefSeq and is a predicted model, not a curated record. The transcript is spliced from 12 exons. The coding region runs from base 1 to 1182 and encodes 393 amino acids.
AUGUCGUCACCUGAAGAGAUAGCUACAGAGCAAGCUGCCAAAGCAGUCAUGAGUCUUCAUCAUGACUUGAAUCUUGGAACUUUCAUCUUUGCCGCAGGGACAGACGCCUUAUUAUGUGGAAUCAUGAUUAGUCAGUUCAUCAGUUAUUGGACUUUCUCAUCGGAUGAUAGAAAAUUCAAUACAGCAAUUGUGACGAUCACAACUCUCUCAAGUUUUUGCGCUACAUUAUUCAUCAUUGUUUUGAUGUUCAAACUGUUCGUUUAUAACUUUGGAUUUUACGCUCCUUUCGCAAGUGUGCCUCUCCUCACUUAUAUGUCUGUUUUUGACAUUAUACCUUCAACAGCAACUCAAAUAUUCUUCACUCAUCGAGUAUACAAAUUGACUGGAAGAUCCAAGAUUCUUCUUGGUCUAAUUACCCUUCUGAUCCUCGUAUCACUUACUGGUGCUAUUGGAUUCCCAAUCACUCAAGAACUGUACCAUACCUUUUACAAAAGCGAUCCAGUCAAAGCGAAUGCGCUUUUACAAUCCCAUGUCACUAUGACAUACUUGUGGUUAUCUGGGGCACUUGGUGCGGACGUUUUGAUCACCAGUUCUAUCAUGUUGAGCUUGAUGAGAUCUAGAACAGGGUGGAAAGUUACAGAUAGAACUAUAACGAAGCUUAUUCGUGUCGUGGUUGAAACGCAACUCCCCCCUACCAUCCUACUGAUAGUUUUCUUCGUCUUGAUAUUUGGAUAUAAAGAUACGUACCUCGAUAUCUUUCCACUGUGGACCCAAUCCAAAUUUUACACUUGUGGUGUACUGGCUUCUCUGAAUAGUCGAUAUUCACUUCGUCGCGCUUUGAUGAACAGCUCUUCUCAAGGAAUUACACCUUCGAAACCGCCCAUCAUUCACGUAUUGACUGAAACUUAUAUUCAACAUAGUGAAGCAACUACACUACCAAAUGACUCCUCUCAAGCGAAACCUCGUUAUCUAAAUGAUGAUAAACAAUUCACACCCAAAAGACAGCCUGCCAAAGACCCUUUGGAUUUGGAUCUGGAUUUAGGUUCAGACUUGGAUGACGCUUCGAUCAAGCUCAAUACUUUGCCUACUGUAGAUGAGGUUGAAGGUGAUGGAGAUUCACAACGUAAGAUGGAUUAUUUGGAACAUGGUAGCAAGACUGCUCUGAACGGUCAUCUUCAAUGA